AUGUCCACCGCUGCUCAGGAGGAAUUCGAUCGCCUCUUCAACUACAAAGAGAAACUUCGCGGUCAUCCAGAAGACCGCGACAACUCCGACGAGUCGUCUUCCCACUCUGACGCCGACGACGGCCAGAACGACCACUACGCCCACUCUGACGACGACUCGGACGACGAGGACAACACCUAUCAUACCAAAUCUAACAAGAUGGUCUCCCGAACCGCCUACACCGUCCCUUCCACCGUCUUCGAGGCCAACACCGGCCCCAAGGGUGUCAUUGCCGACGCGCAGUCCUUCGAACGGGCCCGGAAGCGCUCGUUCCGUCGCACCCUGCUCAGCGUCGCGGGUCUGGACUCGUACUCAAAGACGUCCAAGGCCGACUCGCGGCCGCACAAGGACAGCGCUGACAAUGACGUUGAUGAGGAGGAAUUCAUGCGUCGGUGGCGCGAGACGCGGCUCCAGGAGCUGCAGCAGCGCCAGAACCGCCCCAACCCGAGCAAGAGGGUGUAUGGAAGGGUCGAUAGGGUUGAUGGGACAGGGUACCUGAACGCGAUUGAGCGGGCCCCAUCAGAUACGGUGGUGGUCGUUUGCAUCUAUGAUCCCGAGUCAGCCCUCAGCGCCCAGGUCGAGGACUCCCUGAUUGAGAUUGCGCAGAAGCAGAAUACGACGCGGUUCGUCAAGCUGCACCAUGAGAUCGCCGAGAUGGACCACAUCGAUGCGCCGGCUCUGCUGGCGUACAAGGGCGGCGAGGUCUUUGCCACGAUUGUGGACAUCCCCAGACAGCUGCCUCGGGGGAGCGAGAUCGACGCGACCAGCAUUGAGGAUCUGUUGCAGCGUCACGGCGUCUUCUGA
Rasamsonia emersonii CBS 393.64 is the source of this 843-nucleotide messenger RNA. RefSeq names its product phosducin. Lineage: Eukaryota; Fungi; Ascomycota; Eurotiomycetes; Eurotiales; Trichocomaceae. The transcript is spliced from 3 exons. The record is from RefSeq and is a predicted model, not a curated record. Gene Ontology annotation, biological process: regulation of G protein-coupled receptor signaling pathway. The coding region runs from base 1 to 843 and encodes 280 amino acids.